Messenger RNA from Lotus japonicus, 459 nucleotides. Its product is annotated as disease resistance protein RUN1-like. Bases 1 to 459 code for a protein of 152 amino acids. The transcript has a single exon. The record is from RefSeq and is a predicted model, not a curated record. Gene Ontology annotation, biological process: defense response. Gene Ontology annotation, molecular function: ADP binding. Lineage: Eukaryota; Viridiplantae; Streptophyta; Magnoliopsida; Fabales; Fabaceae.
AUGGUUAAAGAUUCAAUAGGAAUAUGUGGGAAGGCUGGAUUUGGAAAGACAACACUUGCUCGCAUGGUCUAUAAUAUCGUUGCUCCUCAAUUUGAGGCCUCAUGUUUCCUUUCUGAUAUGAGAAAAAUUUGCAUUUCUCAUCUCUUAGAUUACCUUGUUGCUCAUAUAUCUAAGGAGAAUCAUCAAUUAGCAAGUAUCAGAGAUGAGACAAAGUUCUUCCACAGAAAGAUUCUCAUAGUUCUUGUCGACGAUGUUGACAGCCCAGGUCAAUUCCACGAAAUUGUUCGGCGGUUUAACCCUGGCUGCUUUGGUUGUGAUGGCAUCAAAGUCAUCAUUACCACUCGUGACAAACAUUUGCUAACAAGUCUUGAGUCUGAUAACAUAUAUGAGAUACAAGUGCUAACAAUAGAUGAAACUUGCGAAUUGAUUGGUUGGAACUUGGAAGGCUCUCAAAUCUAA